This is a messenger RNA of Clunio marinus, 273 nucleotides long. The record is from the annotation of a GenBank genome assembly. NCBI's taxonomy places the organism in Eukaryota, Metazoa, Arthropoda, Insecta, Diptera, Chironomidae.
AUGGCGAGAAGAAUCGCAAGGCCAAUGCCGAAAACAACUCCAGACUUCUUAACAUCGCGCCACUCAACGACUAAGAUUUCAACAAGCACAGUGGAUUUUAAAGUAAAUAUUUUACCAUCAAAUCUGUCGAACAGCCAGCACGCUAAUGAAAGCACAAGCUUUGUUACCGGAGAGUGGCAUGCUUCAGACACAUGGAAGUUUAAAUUAUCAUCACAACGAAAAUUAAAUUAUAGUGAAAUAGCUGAAAAGAAUCUUUACAAACGUAAACAUUAA